AUGUCCCAUUAUGAUGUCACCAUUAAUAUAAAUGUUGCUGUCGCUCUGACUCCGUACGGAGAGAUUGUGAGUUACAAAGUGUUUUGCAAAGCUAACUGUGAUUAGCCAUGUUGUGAAAAAUUCUUUGUCUAAAAUUGCAUGAUCAAGUUUUCUUUGAACAUAAAAAUGGCGUCAGACGUCACCAGGGCUGUACCGCAUUCGCCCGCUCGAUUUUCCAACCGACAAAUCGGGCUCUAGGCCGGGACAAGUGUGUCCUGGCUUAAGACACUUUGAUGCGUUCCCUGACUCACACUUGUGACGCUGCACUCUCUGUGCCAGAGACAUCCCAUUGGCUGCUGACUCUUUCCAAUCUCAUGGUUUAAUGGCGUGAAACAUGUAUGGCUAGAAUUUGAAGGUGGUGGCUCUCAGUUUGGCCAUCUUUUGAACGAACUCACCUGCGUUUGGAAUAAUUCAACCGAACGUAUUUCUGAGACUCGAAUCAUCCUUACUGAUUCGUAAAAACAGAAGUGAAAGGUGGUAACCUGAUAAGUUGUGAAUAAAUAUGAGUUGUAAUCAGAGACAUUUGGCACUGAACUUUGUGGUAUUACUGCAACUUAUUGCACCGGCUUUUGAUUCAGAAACGACUGGGAUAAGAUACGUUGGAAGAAAUGAUGUUUAGUGGGCCGAAGAAUUGACAAGUGUCAUAGAGCUGGACGCUGAGUAAGUCCAGUAAAAUGUGAUGGAAAAAAACUCGGCAAGCACACUUUGUAGGCAAUCAGGUCAUUAUAAUUGCCAACGGUAUUGCCUGCAUGCAUUCUAGGCAUCACCUCGGUAUCGAACUUACCAAACAGAAUAGGUUUAGGUUUAUUGUAGCGCCCCUUGGGCACUGUCAGUCCCCUUUGAACUCAGGAAAAAAAAACCUAAAACAAACUCGUCAAUUUCAACUGCAAGAUUUUGGUGAGAAUUUUACGUUAGAGACUCGAGUAAAAUAUUUCCUGGCUUUCCGAAUAGUACAGCUGAUCUCGCGUGAUCGACCUGGAAUCAUAUAAAAAGAUAAUUUAUCCAGUUAGUUGAAUUAGGUCGAUAUUCUCCUCAUUGGCGGUAAAACGGAUUUGUAAAUGCGAGGUAUCCCUUAUACGAAAAGGCAACCUUAUAAUAGAAUUUGCUAAACCUUGUGCAUGGUGAUUGCUACUAGAUAGACCAUGAAAGAGCAAAUUUUACCAGAGUUAAGAUAAUGACGAUCGGGUGCAGUGGUUAAUGGAAGUACAGCUUCCGGGUAGGUUGGUGUGAGUAAGCCAGCGGUAAAAUUGGACGCUGAACAUAAUCAAUUAGUUGUGAAUUACUAAGAUCGUUUGAAGACCCUCUGCUUGUCAAGGAACGAGGAGAUCGUGCUGUUUGUGAUGAAUUGACCUGUGGGAAAAUGUGCAGUACUUGGGUUUUGUGGGCUAAGCUUUACCACCGACGUUUAUGGAGGCCAAAAAACCAAAAAGGUCCGUGCGACAACUGAACAUACGUUGGCUGCGCGAGGAGCGGCGGCGAGGGCGGAUGGUGUAUGCUGGAGUUCCCCGAACUUCUUUGAUGGUCUCAGUGUGUUGAUAUAGCGGUGACCGACUAGACUGGUGCAAUAUGUAAGGGUUCGACCGCCGUGAGAACAAGCUAGGACCGAGUUCACAUUACUAGUGGAACAGAGAUAGCGGUUGCAGUGAGGAUGGUGGUUGGCAGGGCGUCGUAGGUGUGGGAAGGAUGGCAGUCGUCGUCGCCGUCGCUAGAGAGGUUGGUGGAAUAAAUACAUUGUUUUACGAGGGUGCUGGUGGACGGCGGCGGAGGUGCAAUAAGAAUGCCCGCACCGGUGAGGGCGGUCUAUUUCUUGGGUUUCACGGAUUUGGCGACAGAGGUGACAAGGAAGGUGUUUGAAAAGGGAACAGAUGAAAUUGCCAUGUCGUUGUUGUUUUGGGCUCAAAGAUAUCCGACGCGGCACGACAAGGUUGUUUAGAUGUAAGGAUGCUGCGUACGCGAAGUUUGCGAUUUAUGAGCCGUUCUGUCGGGUUUGGCAGUGUCGGUACGGUUGUUCAUGUAAAUUGCCGCGCAUCCCUUCCCUCAAAUAAUCCUGGGUGAGGGCCUCCCAGCUAACGGGACCGAGUCGUAGGCCCUAAUGGUGCUUUUAUAGCACCGAUUUUGUCCUCCUUUAAAGCAGACAGCCGCUGGGCAUACAGCCUCUUGAGGUGGCCGCCCCAGCGCAGUUCUAGUCGCCUCAGCAUGGCGUGAAUGCUGGGGAUUCCGGUCAAUACCAUGAAUUCCUUGUCAAGUAGCCGGCGCUGUCAUGUCGGCUAUAGCAUUCUCAAGUUACAGCUAGGGUCGAAGUAGUUUAGUAUAGUCUAGCUCAUUUAAAAGUAGUAUGCAUUGCUUCUUAGGGGGCUGCUAAAAUGAUACACACAAGAUUCAACCUAAAAUCAGUGCGCUUCUACUGUAAACUUAGGAUUAGAGCCUACACACCCUGUAAGAUCGAGGACAAUGGAAAAUAAUGAAUAUCAGCGUUAUCUGUAGGUAUGAGCAAAGUGCUGGUUUGAUGUAACAGCGCUUUUCUCAUCGGAUGGACGGUCUUUUUCAUAAAAAAUGCAUCCAAGUUGUGUUUGCUUGCCUCUGUUGUGUUUACCACUAUAACGUCUUCGAGAGUCCGUUCUGGACACCGGCAACAAUCUAUAAAAAGAAAUCUCGACAAACAUCUAGGUGUGAUAGUAGUCUUCAAAGUUUGAGAUAUAAAAAUAGCUUCAUGAUUCCACUACAAGAUUUUGGAAAAAAUUUUUUUACACAUGUAUCUUUCUUUGGGAAAAACAUAGUUUGAAGAAGCACACCCAGCGGUUUGCUGCAAUCAGGGCUUGGAAGAAUUACCACACCGGAAGACAGCCCGAAUCUCGCCCGAUGCGGCAUGUUCCUGUCAACUUCCCGCUCAACUGCCUAUAACUUAGGGAAUAGAGACUGAGGGUUGUUAGGCGGGUCUCGUUUAGAAAUGUACUUUGACCUCCUGCCCAAUUUUGUUACCUGAUUGUGAAAUCCAUUGAUUAAGUUAUUAUCCUGUUGAGUCCAGGGUCUACGGGCUUGGGUCGUCAAUUUAAGGCGCAGCGCAAUAAACAUAAUGAUAACUUCGAGCUCGGCGGCGUGCAUCAUUAACUCUGUUGUUUUGACCACCUUAUAACAGUGUGUUGAAGGCAUUAGAGUGACGAGGCCGUUGAGUAAAACCACGACCUGCACUAGGCAAAUGGGGUGGCCUAUCUCGCGUGCAUAGUAUAUCCCGAAGUGGACAACUCUAUGCUCCAUACAGGCGCAUAUUACGAUCGUACUUUAAAGAGAUCUUUUGGCUUCUUAGGGGACAACUUACCCGCUAACGGGCACAGCUAAGUUUUUUCGAUGCAUGCCGUCUAUGAUAUUUCUCUGGCAAUUAUUGGCCAGUCUUUGACGUCUAUUAAACAAAGUUUGUAAAGGGAAAGUGGUAAAAAAUCCAAUUUUUGUGAGUUUUGUCGAAACCCUGCAUUUUGGCCAUUUCCCGUGCGAGUUUAGAGUGUUUUACUGGGUUGUAGUUGAUUUGGCAAAAACGAAUACAGUGUUUUCAAGGUCUUGCGGGCAACUUGUGCGUGACUUGUGCCAAUCAGGGUGUGUCUUUCAGUCUGAUGUACAGUUGCAGUCGGUUUAGCAAGAUAUAAAGUUCUACUUGGAGGGAUCGUACCUUCCCUCUAGAAUCACAAAUAAUGCCUAUUCACUCGCCAUAGUUUGUAGUUGCUACUGGUAACCGAAAGGGAGUUUAAAGGCGCUCGCCUACCUUUCCCCUAAUAAAUCUGAUCUGAUCUGGUUCUCCCACUUUCAGUGCUCUGAUACAAAGGGGACCUUAACCUAAAUCUCUUAUAAGAAUUGGGAGGCCUUUGUGUGGCGUACACUAUACCCCUUUUAUUAGAGUUAAAUGUAUUCGUUCAAACAUAUGAGAAAUGCAAGAGAAAUACGCCAGCGGCAGUCGUAUGGUGCCGACAUCGACCAUCCAGAUACCACAUGUACGUAAUUCUUAAUACUGCUAUCUGGCAUGCCGCAAAGUAUAUGCACACCAACCAUUGCCGAGAAACUACAUCAAUGAGCAUACAAUGUGAAAUAAUCGCAUAUGCACCUUGAGAUCUCGGUGUCUGCAUAGAACAAAGAUCGUGUACGUGGGCCCUAACUAUGAUGCAUAAGUACAAAGGGCCACGUAGAAGGGUAUCUUCGUCUUUUAAACCGCGGUUUGUUGCGACGUUAUUGACAUCCGCCAAUGAGGUCACCCUGAGAACAGUUCACACACUUCAGCAAGUCGUUCUUACAAUGUAGUAAAUGGGCUCUAAUACGAGCAGAGUUGGCUACAUUUAACCGAAAUGCAAACCGCGUAGGCGGUCCUGACAAUAAAUGAGGCAAGACAACCUUUAAUUAGCCCGUUUUCGUUCAGAGGACAUCUCGGGAUUGUGCUAUCCAGGCAAGACAAGGUCGAGAUUAGGCCACUCGGCGAUUUGGCGAUCAUUUGUACGAUCCGCCAGUUGAGUGUCCCAGCAAAACAUACUGAAGCUGGACAUGUACGUUGUAUAAAAAAGACACUUGCGAGCAAUAGACACCAUUGGAACGGUGCUGAUACUCAUGGCUUAUUAGCUGACAUAGACGGUUCGUAAGCCUCCUAACCAUUUUCUCUCUUUUUGUCCUCGUCAUUACAAUUUGUCACUAUUUGGUGGCAUAAGAGAUAUAGGCGCUCCUCAAUCGGACUACACUGGUGAACACCCUUCCCCUAAUUCAUUAUAUGUAGCUCCAUAUAAUAUUUGAAAGAUUUUAGCCUUGGGACUCAGUGGGCAGGGCAUUCAGCCCAAUUCCCGACUGGAACCAGCUGAAACACCGUGUCUCCCUGUCCUGAGCUUAGGGUACAGCCAAUCAAGGUCAAAAGAAAGCAUAAAUAUCAGUCUUAGUCCCCCGUGUUUUAGCCACCACAAGUUCCCAUAUUUGGUCUUUUAGCAGCCAUCCUCGUUAAAUUCGUUUGAUUUCAUUUUCAUGAUAUAAAGUUGGUAACGUUGAAAGGCGCUUAAAGCGAAUGGGCUGCACAUUAUUUUGUCAAUUGCCGCUUUUGUUGAUAAGCACCUUUUUACUUAUCCGCCUGACGGCGCAAGGAAAGUAGGAAACUGUCGGUGAGAUCACGUUAACCUCAGCACUAAGUCCACCAGUAAAAAUUCGUUCUAACAAUGUGUUGGAAACUGUGGCGUCUCCCGUCAGUAUUCAACUGUACUCCUGCUUAGGGUCGUUUUCCGACGUGCAUUGUCGGGAAUAUCACUUCUUUUGCAGGUGAUGCCAGCACAUACCACUCACAAACUUAGUGGGAACCUGAAGAACUCCGCUGAUUUGAUCGUCAUUAGCCGUCCGUGUAAUUACGCUAGACUUAGCGUGAAAAUUGCAUAAGCAACUGCAUCCAUCCGCCUGUACAGUGGUUCGAGUAUUCGAUGAGUCGAAUUGACGGUCUGAUUAAUGCAGGGGGUCUCAGAACUUCCUUCUCUUAUUCCGUCGGCCUGAUUUUUCAGCCGCUCUAGGUUGCCUAUCGGAACCGCCAACAUCGCCUGGACCAUUAUGGAAUGACGAUGAAAGAACCCUCAAGCUAACCCCCAUCAACGGCCUGCUGCGUCCUCGGCAUCUUUAAAGACCAAUGGUCGCCGAGUUCCUCAUCUGUAGAUGUUGACGUAGUCUGUGCUCCUUCGUAAUAACAACUCAUUUUAUGAGGCUGCUUAAUUAUCCUAAGGGAAGCGGCAAGUUGAUGGAUACAGAGUCUGUAAAGUUACUGUUGCUCUGAAGAGGGUGGGUUCUGGUUUCUCGUCCUGCAUCAUCACGCCACGAUAAAUAGUUUGUGGAGUCAAAAUGUAUAUUACAUUUUGGCUGACAAGUUUCUGUCAGUAAGCAGUUUUCUGUUGAGGCCGGAUUAAGCUUGUGACUCAGGCAGCUCGUGUCUUGUGCAUCACGUCAAAGCGGUCUUUGUCAUCUUAGGCGCCUGUGACUGACGGAGUCCCGAAUGUGUGGAUUGGCUGUCCGCAGGGCACAUGGACACGCAACGCUGGAAAAGCGCGUGCACCUAAUGCCUCCUAUAACGGACGACUAAUGCUGCUGCUUAUGCUAUCGACUUGAAUUCAGUACACCAUCAUUAACUUCCUAGUUCUUCUUUUCCAAAUUUUACUCUGACAAAUCAUGGAUGCCAAUAACCACACGGUACUUGUAAUCAAAUAGUUCAAAAGGCUCUCAGUUGGACGGGACACAUUCACUAUGAUUUACUCUUCCAAAUGAUAAAUGAUAGGUAGAGCUAAUAAGGAACAGAUAAGGAGGUAAGUGCUUUUCCGUCCCCCCUUGUUUCAUUGGAAAUAUCAUGCAUCUUGGUUUAGUUAAAAGACAUAUUGGCAUGAAAGGCAUAGAAAUAGAUGCAUUUUGUAUUGUGUUUUUCAAAUGUUUCAGAUUCAAGCUACCGUUCACUUGUGACAUCUCUCUUCCUUACUGCAGAUGGCGCUACGGUGCGUGGUCGUUGGAGGCGGUAUCUCAGGUCUCUCUACAGCCUACAUGCUGUCCAAACUACCAGCUAGUCUGGUUAGUCGGAUCUCCCUCUACGAGACUUCUGAUGAAUUUGGUGGCUACGUUAAAACCGUUCAGUAUCCGAAGUCCGGCUCUUAUCAGGAUUUGGGGCCACACAGUGCUCGUGUGGGCGGCGGCAGUCCCCUCUUCCGUCUCAUCCACAGCCUGAACUUGCAGCGGGAGGUAGUAUGGUUGCCUCCAUCCCAGCGCCUCCUCUAUACCGCGGGAACCACGCGUCCCCUCCGGAUAGCUGCUCUCACCGUCCAGCCGCCCUUCACACGUUCUCCCCUGGGCCUGCUUAUUCGGCGGGCAUGUUCUCGAGGACCUCCCAGCCUGUCACCAGACACGGACAUGUCCGUUGACGAAUUCUUGCGCACCCGCUUCGACGAUGAAUUUGCUGACUACUUUGGCAGUGCUCUGGUGCGUGGUAUUUGUGCGGCAGACUCGCGAAACAUCAGUGUGUCAGCCUUGAUGCCUCAAGUACGUUCCGCAUCUGUUCCAUCUACUUUCGAUUUCAAUGCUGUCACCAUCAGCACCUCUUGCGAAAUUAGGACUCAAGGAGACUUGCCUUUCCGGUUCUGCCCUUAUCUCAACUGCCGAACUGACUGGAAUCUCGUAAAACAGGAUUUUCAUGUCACCAUGGCAGUUUCCAGGGUAUUCCGCCAUUCCAGUCCUCAGUCCUACGUAUUUCAGUGUAACAGCCGCUGGUGGUCUUUAACUGCCUCUUCGAUAAACUCAGCUAAUUGCGUAGAUGCAGUGAGCAGUCUCUAUAGUCGAACAGCGAAGAAGUGAGUAGGGGUUGAGGGGUGGGAGGUAGUGUCUGCGAUAAGGCUGUGUGCACACUGCGUCACGGGGUGGUGACGGCGUGCGUCCUUGGCUGGGAAACGGGCCGCGCCUCUUAGCGCCAUGAGCGUGGCGCGUAAUAGCAGUGGUGUAUAUCAAAUUGUUCGUCGACAGAGUUGAUGCCGGACACCCGGACCUUCAGCUGUUUCCCCCACCCCGCCUUAUUGCUGGCUCACGCCAUUGUCCGCGUACCCGUGAAGUUGAAUCCGUGGCCUUCUUCCAAGGUCUGAGUAAUGAUUUGAGGCAGUGCAGCGCCUCGCCGUAUCGCUCCUUUGUGCUCGACCAUUUUCGAACUGAGUCGUCGUACGGUCUGUCCUGUAUAAUGACGUGGACAGUCAUGGCAUGGGAUCUGGCAAACCGCACCAGAUCGCUCACCUGUGCCCAGUGGGUCCUUCGUCUGAGUGAUUCUGACACGAAUGGUAGCUGCUGGACGAUGGGCUAUACUCACGCCUAAUUCUGCGGCAGUACGUUCUGUUGCUUCUGGCACGUUCGUUAUACAGGGCAGAAGGUGCCAGAGUGUUGGUGGCUCUCAUGUGGGUGUGUCCGGAUGCAGCAACUGCAUAAGCUGUUUGGUGCGCUAAUUAGUCCCUAAGAUGCCGUUGUUCCUGUGCUCGCCUCUCGGGUUCACUGCGACGCGUCUUUACGCCUUAGAAGAGCACCCUAACGCAGCCGCGUUUAUGUACUAUAUGAUAGCUAUAAUACCUGAGUACCUGGGCUGUAUAAGUCGCCCGUCUAUACACCGCGGACUAGGUUCACCGUUGGAUCUACGCCUAAAGAGAACAUGAAGGAAGGGCAACUUCCGAUCAUUCUCUUCUCGUGUGGGCUGAAUAUCGGGGAAUGUGCCAUUGAACAGGUCUUGAAGGCCGGCGAAUCUAUCGGUCUCACUUAUAGCAAACAUGUCGUCCCCGUAUCGACACGAAAACGCAAGUUAAUAGUGGUUUAACGAACUUUUUUUCAGCUCUUUAGGACCAGUUCGGAAAUUAGGCUGAAUAUUGGGAAAGUCAUCGACGAUCAUUUGGUUUUCUCGUGUUUUCUGCCACUGAGGGUGAAACGAUCGUUGGCAGAAUGCAGUGAUUUGCAUUAGGUGCUCCAUCUAUAGAGGCCCCUCAUUUCUCACUAAUCUUUGGGGCGUUGACGUGUAACAUCUUCAGUCAGGUUCGGUAAAAUAGAUGCGAAUAGGGAAACAACUGAAUAAAAUCGUAUUUUUUUCAGUACAAAAAGUUUUUCCCCGGAUGCCGUCGAGAAAUUUGGAGGCCAAAGUGGUGGAUGUCCUUGAGCACUCUUUAAGAAAGUUCAGUUUCGAGCCAUCUGUUUGACUAGUUUGUAAGUGGGCUACGUCUCCAGACGUCGAUUAACUGGAAGGAAACGUCGGAUCUGUUGAUUUUUGGUAAUUCGUAGGGCCCAGCCAGAGCUGUAUCAGUUGGUUUCGUAUGUCAGCGUUCGUCCAGCGCCAUCAUAUUGUUACGCCUGAGUUGGCUUAGGAGUCCGGUUAGAUGACUGAUCAUCUAUGUGGUUUGUGAAAAAGACUUACACUUGUAGGAAUGCCGGUCAUCGAGGUGGGCUUGUGCCUUCCCGUCGUAAUCGACGCCGUUCAUCACAAAGAUUGCGCAUCCUUUGUCGGCUUGAAACGCUGUUACGCUCUCGUUCCUCUUCGUGUGUCAAUGCGACCUAGUUCCCAUCUCUGAAUGUCUCAGGUGUUACUCGAAGGACCUUCUCAGAUCUUACGUAAGUGGAAGUGUCAUGAAGGCCACAUUAACGAGCCACUGCAGUCUGGCCCUUAGUCCUGACCAGGAACAAACUACCCCUUCAGUUUGCAACCUUCCAAGCUACGACGGUUUGCGUGCCGUGAUAGAUUCAAGCGGGUCAGAUUCAUUAUGGUGAAGAAUACACUGAUUUGCCGUGAGAAUGACUUCCCCAGCGUCGGCCUUACUUCUCUCUCUCUCUCUCUCUCUCUCUCUCUCUCUCUCUCUCUCCCUCCCUCUCCCCCUCCCUUUCUCUAUCUCAUUUUCUCUCCCGCCCUCUCUCUCCCUCUCUCACCAAUUUUUAAGCCUGUCAACCAGCUUGUGCUGGGAUUGAACGAACUGAUUAGCACAGCGUGAAGCCUACGCCUAGGCCUGCCACAACACUCCACCGCUCCAGUGAACGGCACUAAUUAUGGGCCCACGCGCAGCCGAUCUGAUCCCCGUUUUGGCCCACCGCAUCUACGACACCGGCUAUUGUUCUUGUCCAGGCGCUAACAGCUAAACCCCCUAGGGGAUUACUUUCGGGGAAAGGGAAGGCGCUUGUCCGAUUUUCAUAAAGAGCCAGACCGUGCGGCGCACAUGCUAGUCCGCAACACGCACCUGUUGGCGGUUCCAAAUUAUUGCUGUAGCCUGAGGGUAAACUUCGAAAUACAGUAAGACCUUCACUCGAAUUUUGACAAGGCUCACCCAGUGCCUUAUGCUCUCGCCGCGAGGGCCAACAGAACUCGACCGUCUCCGAAAAGCCGGUGUCGUGUAAACGAACGACAUCAGUAGUGCCUGUUCUGAGGGUGAAUGGGCUCGUUCGCAUCUGUGGAGAUCGCAGACGGGUGACAAACCCUUGCGGCAGCAUUGAAUGCUUCUCUGCUGACCACCAGUCUGGGGGGAGGGAGGACUUGGAAGUUUUUUUAACCGUGACACUUGACCUAAAGAUGCAUGCAAUCAGGGAUUCCGCCCGUAGUCCAUGGAUACCUAUCUACAAUAAAGUGGCCUUUCACGCGAAUUUACGAAAUGCCAGUAUGAUCAGAAAGCGCGGAGACUUGUUUUACUACAAGAAACUUCCGUUCCGAGUGAAUUCUCCUCUGGUGGUAUACAGUAGGUGGGCUAACUCAUGAAAUGCCAACCGAAAUUCCGAAAUGUGUUGUCGUUUCGAAAAGAUUAAUUAAGUAGGGUUGUAAAACUAGUCAGCCUGCAACACCAUUCUAUAAUAUUUCAGUUACCUCAAGAUGCCGGCUUUCGCAUGGACUUCCUUCCGACUACGUGUAAGAACUAUAAUCUGCAAAAAAUGACUACUAAAGUAGCAUGCAAUUUUCUCAUUGAUUUUCAACGUCCUUAAAAUUUAAUUAUAUUUCAUGGAAAACAUACAUAGAAGUAUUCAUUCUUUUGCGCAUUCGGUAGAAAAUUACGUCUUCCAAUUUUAUACUUGACGGAAGUGUAUAAUUCGGCUUUCAAACACUUUUCCAAUUACCGAAUAAUUUUGAAUCCCGACCUGCCGUUACAGACGCAUUCAGGGUUUCCAAACUACAAGUCGUAUAUUUUCCGCGUACGGAAAAUCGCACAUUUCGCUACGGUAUUGAGGGAGACCAUAUGGAAUUCAUUAAAUUUAGCAGUGGAUUUGAUCCAUAUUGUUAACUUUACAGGACACAUAGGCAAAUGCAGAGACAUGACGAUUUAUGAACGGCCAUUUCACGGUAUUUAAGUCCCGUAAUUAGAAACUCUUUUAAAACCGGAUUAUGUUCCUCCUUUGAGUAUAAACUUAGAAGCAGACGUAAUUACCUACCAAAUAAGCAAAAGAAUGAAUAUUUUUAUGCAUGUUUUCCACGAAAUAUUGAAUUUUUAAGGACAUCGAAAAUCAAUGAGAAAAUUGCAUGCUACUUUAGUCAUUUUUUGCAGAUUAUAGUUCUUGCAUGUAGUCGGAAGGAAGUCCAUUCGAAAGCCGGCAUCCUGAGGUAACUGAAAUAUUAUAGAAUGGUGUUGCAGGCUGACUAGUUUUACAACCCUACUUAAUUAAUCUUUUCGAAACGAAAACACAUUUCGGAAUUUCGGUUGACAUUUCAUGAGUUAGCCCACCUACUGUAUUUUAGUGUAUGACCUACAACUUCUUAGUUAAAGAACAUUUUUACAACGGGGACUUCCGAGGUCCAUCACCUUAAAUGCUCAAAUAAAAUGUACUGCCGAAGGAAAGCCGAUUUCACGCUUUUAGUCGGUGCACUUGGUUAUCACGGUUUCGCAACAGACAGUCACUAUCCAUAAUAACAUAAGAUAAAAGCGAUGAAAAAUGUCACACAGCUGCACCAAGGCAAGUUCGUAAAUUGUUUUCUCUUUGCAUUAAAACGGUUGUAUUGAUUAUUUCAGAAGAACUAGUGUUGGGUGUGGUCAAAAGUGCACACAAGCAACUUGAGCGCAUAAAUUCAGCUUUGAGCUCGACAACAGUUAUGAUCCAUUUUCACCCAUUGGAUGCCCUGUGGAACAGGGUGCUUAUUUUCUUCGUUUCAAUAUUGAGGGCACAAGCACAGGCCAUUUACCUCAAUUCUGUGAGUAGUGUCUGAAGCCAACCGGCUCAUUUGCACGUCUUCUGGUGAAAAUUUGAAAUCAAUCCGGUCCAUAAAUCCCCACUCGUUUUGGUGACGAAAAUUCAGGCCUUCCGGUAAACGUAAUCCCCGACGAUAUAACGACUGUCUUUGAUUUUAUUUUCCUAUUGAAAAGCCGUUUUCGGUAGCAAAAAUUUGGUUGAGGACACCCUGAGCAGUCUUCCUAUAGUCCUUCAAGUGGCCGAAGGUACGAGCAGUAUGUUAUUACCGACAAAGACAAGGGAGACUGGAAUGGCAAUUUCUGGCUUAUUAGCCGUCGUCAGCCAGUCAUACCCAACCCCGAAGUGUGGCACACCCGAGGCUCGAACUCGCGACCUGUUUGUGAGACGACUACGCCUCUAACCACUGGGCUACGAGCCCGUUGCCCUGUCGGUUUUGAUCAGGAAUAUACACCGGUAGGGGGGCCUUCACCGAUCGUAUUUACGGAACUCACUCAUUCCUUUGUGCUUUGCGUUGUGCCUUGCCCGUAAGGCACAACGGAACCAGUGAAUUCCGUAAGAACGAUCGGUGAGCGCCCUCCACCCACCAUUGAAGGUACAAGCGUCUGAACCAAUCUACUAGUUACAAAAUCAUAAAAUGAUACUACUAAGUGUUCCAUGCUCUAGACAGUGGAUGGCUUGAGACCCUCUCUGAUCGCAGACCAGGUUAGCACUGCAGCGUAGGUGGUCAUCACGGAACGAGCAUGUCCCAAAAACCCGACCGGUGAACGCAGUUCCUACUUGUUUCCUUGUCCUUUUUUCCCCUUCCUGGUUUUGACCUAGGACGGAAGAGUGUAGCCUAUGCUACGCAGGACCAACAUCUUGUGCAAACGUGUGUUAGUGCGCUAGUCUGUGUCUCUCCCUGUUUGCUCGAUGAUGCAGCAGCCGCGGAUUGGCUGGCCGAUUGCACGCGUGAAUUUCGCAGCCGGUUUUGCUUGACGUACCGUGCGUUUUCGCGUUUUCCUUCCGCUUCGGGUCGUAACUUGAUUCUGUUUCCGUCCUUCAUAACGCCACUCUCACGUACUCCCUCUUCGUCGGGUUCAAGAUGAGUUUCCUUAGCGACUGUGUUCUACGGACGGCAGGCUAUGCUGGACGACUGUCUACCUUGAAAAUCGAAAUCUCGAAGAUAUUACGUAACGGAUGGAGUGCUACUUGACCGCUACCUGAACAUGCUCCUGGUUUGGACGCAUUUCGAUUGUUUAGCUUGUUCUUCCUACCUCGAACACCGCGCCUCUGAAUUUCCUGAUCAAACCCCCAACCCACGGUUUCUCUCCGCGUUUGUAAUUGCGGGCAAACACCCCUUCCCCUUCUCGAAAGUAGGGUUAUGACGGUUGGGGAACUUGAACCUCCGGUUUAAGGUACUACAGUCGUACAUCAAGCUGUCGACCUAAAAGCACUGGGCUGGUGUUUGGCCAUCAAAAUCACUUUUUGAUCAUUUUGUAGGCAGGAAAAAAGUGUAUUGCGGCGGUCUAUUUUAACUCUUGAGUCCAAAAUCAUUUUCAUUGCCCUCUUGAAGCUUUCAGCGAAAAGCCGCCUCGGCGUUAAAUCGGGAGCGAAAUGAUGGCGAGGUCACGUGCUGUAUUCCAAAUUUCUGACAUUUGUUGAAGCACUGAUGACGUGAACCGGGUACCGUUUUUUCUCACAAUCUCUGUGGGGAUGCCAAAUCAGUCAGUAGCCAUAUCAAAACAACUUUCAGACUUUUGCUAAAACCAGGCUCCCGUUUUCAGAAAUAAUGUCUACACAAACUUUCCUAUUUCUUACAGAAGAUAUGCGAAUAGGGCUAAGUCCCAGGACUUAAACCACGCAACCAUCAACCAAAAACCCCACUGAGGGACCGAAAGAUUGUGGGUGACCACCCGCAAUUCUUCUGCUCCACGUUACGGAAAUAAUCCACACUGAAAGCCUGCUUAACCAUAUGCCACUGCAUGUGGACGAAAGAAUGUUGACGGAAGCGAAGAGUGGAUUCCCAAAGCACCUUAAAGCUAGUAAACUGCCUUUCGACCCCGUAAAAUACCCGUACUGCCGCCCCCGAUCAAACGAAUUCCUCAUAUACGGUGAAAGGAAACGGAUGCUAUGAUAUGUCUUAUCAAGGGACAUUUGAGGGAGGUUUGUCUUGGCGAAAGUGCCCUUGAAAAGCAACUGUGCCUCAAGUUGUGAGUCCUUUAGGCUCUCGGCCUUGGUUCAACAAAAAUCUGAUACACAAACUUCUGUUAGGAAUCACUUAAAUGCUUCGACUGCCUCAAGUUUGAAACUGUUAUGGCUACUGACUGAAUCAAAGUAGCUGGUUUAUCUUCGUUAUCCAUUUUGCCCGCGACCCUUAUUUUUAGUCAAACCCUACAGACAGGGUCUCUAUGUAUGUCAGCCACUACGCCCACUCCUGACAUCGGAUAUCUGACCGACCCCAACAGUAGACUGGUGUCUGGGAAUGGGAAUAGAGAAUGGGAUCGACGUCUCAGCGCAUUUUCCUCACUAUAGACAAUCUGAUGUGCCUGAAGCUAUCACAUUGUGCCAAAAACCAUGGCUUGGAAGGUUGUCCUUUGAUGGGAUAACUCGGACCUCGCAGCCAGCCCAAUGUGUAUUUGUGUGGAGUGGCGGACUGAGAGUCAGGCUGCAAUGACAGCUUCCUGACGCGACCUCUGUGGUACUUCCAGUCCGCGGGAUCCGAGCCGGGUGUGAGCGGCACGCCUAGGUGCAUGCUUACGCUGAGCCAGCCACCUGCGCCCUCUUCCACCUCCAGUCUUAUUGACUUGGUUGUGAGACCGGACCCAGAUGGGGGAGGAGGGGAGAGUGCGGUAACUGCUGCACAAGUCCGUCGUCACUGCAAACUAGUUCACGUGCAAGUCACCGUCCCUGCUCUCAUUCUGCUGUAGAGCACACAGAGGGCAUCGUCGAAAUCGACGGUCGAAUUGUCAGGAACAUGCAGCUAAAGAAUGGUCCAGCUGGUCAUGUCACCUCUUGCUAUGACACCUACGCUACGUCCAAAUGGGCCGCAGCUUCAAACGAAGGAUUCCACAUCAUAACUUCCCAGCCAUUGCACAUACCUUCGAGCCAUCCGUAUCCGCGUUUCGUGUCCUGGAACUCACGUAAAACCUGUUGCUGAUAUUUGUACUGAAAAUAUAAUCUACUUGCGACAGCACAUUGUCUUGAUAGAACCGGCCUUGGGAUGCUGGAAUGAUCUUCGUAAAGUAAGACUUGAAUAUUCAUCCGUUAUAUUCUCUUGACCCACUGGGCUGUUUGCGGGCCUUUUCAGUUCACGAGCUUCUGAGACCUUAUCUCCAUCUUCUCAACGGAACGGAAUUCUGUCGUCGACCAGCAUCAUUCAUCAGUUAGACGUCUGUGCUCCUCGCAUUCACUUAUUCUGAAAUUGCAGAAAUGCCUAACAAGAGUCGCACAGACACCGAGCGAAUAAUUCCGGCCAUUUUCUCAAAACACUCCUACCCACGUGUUCACGUUUCUCGCAGUUUUAGACUUUUUUGAUGUCUUUCUCACUUGCUCGCUUAGUCAGUUCCAGCUUCAACAGAUGAGAGACCGGGUAUUAUGAUGACAAGAAAACGUCACUUUCUGUUGAUCAUACAAACUCAAACUCUUGUCUUAAACCCAUUUUCUAAUAAUACUACACUGUAACAUCGGCGCUGCCAUCUAUGUUUGAAGUUACCGGCGUAAAUCAUUGGACGACACCUAAGUGUGCUCGGGGAUUCAUUAGUGCGUUUAUUUGUUCACAGUCCCCUUAAAACUGGAGAACAAGUGCGAGGUCAUUCGGUCAUCCGGGAACCAAUCCUGUAUCGUUACUUACGAAACGCCAAUUUAGAUCAGCGUCUUCCACAGUAUUUGUACUGUAGAAAUACAACGUCGUCGGUCAUGCGGGUGGCCGAGCCCAUUUUUUCACGAAAAUCAACUCAUAGUGCAUAUUGUGUCAGCUCUAUAAGCUAAUAUUUUUUCUCAGGGUUCAAAAUAUGAACAUAUAUAUGUACUUCUUGCACUUUCUUUCGGAUUGUGCAAACUCUUCAAAUUCUGCGCUCUUUGGUGUAGUUGGUCAAGUGGGACGCCAACGGUCCUAACAUCUUGCUUGGAGCUGCCAAGGAUAUGUUGCUACGCGCGUUCGGACUCCGGACUGCGAGCCUGCCCCCGGAGAUGGAGACUUUCCUGCCAAACCCGACAGGCGUGAAGCCGCCUCGGAGUCCGCGGGUGCUUUCCUUUCGCAAGGGCAUGCAGACCCUGACUCGAUCUCUGGUGGACCACCUCCGCGAGGCACCAAAUGUUACGCUGCGAUCUGGUGCCACGGUUUCCAGUGUGGAUUGCAAAAGUGGGCAGUUCGAGGUCAGUUCUCUAACAGGACGUACACCUUACUGUUUUACUUCUUUUCGCCAACAUAUGCCAAAAAUACUUAUCGAUGGAAGUAUCACACUUGGCCUUACGGUAAAAUGCUGUCGCUUGUGAAGUUAUAGUGACAAAUCCUGAGCCCGAGUACCACGUAGCUUUUUUCUGCAGCCGACUUACCGUGUGGCUAACGAUUGUCGAGCCACAAUGGAUAGUGGUCCUGGGAUUUGGUGACAGACUAUUUUUUGGGCUUCAUUGACGGGCUUGUGAUUGCUCCGUCGCCUCCUCAUUUAAUUACAUCAUAGUGCUUCUGAAGUAAGAUAUGUAGCAACAUAAUACGACCACUUUUUAAUGGUGAAUUAAUCAGACCAGGACGAGAGCGCAGCAUUCCUAUUGUUGUCUUAGAAUAGUCUUGCGCCGUUCAUUGGCGGUAACGACCGCGUGUAAUCAACUAUCUGCCAGUAACAGCUGUCUUUGUUCCCUCAGCCUCUGACAGAACUAGCAUUGUUCUAAGUUGACUGACGAAGACGAGAGAUUAAGAUUGGAGCUGUUUUAGCCGAAUUUAUGUGCUCUUGAACUCGCCCUGCCCCCACCCUUGUGGGUUCGCGCUUUAAAAGGCGCCAAGCAACGGUACGUGAGCAUAUUCCAAUACAACUAGACACCCAGUCUACCCUGACAAAGAUGAACUGGCUGGGAGGUGCAACUGACCACCAUAUUUGUUAACUUUGCUUCUGGAAACAAACAACUCAUUGCCACUUAUCCUCAUCAUAAGUGCUUACGCUGCAGAAUUACUUCGACCGACUCAAGAAGUGUUGAUUCGAUGUCACAUAACUAAGCUCAUCACAGACACUUGUAGCCAAAUAGUCACAGCCGACCACUCGCGCAGUACAACGCACAACAUUUUAAGACAGCUGGACCACCCCUAAGGUAUUGCAAUAUGUACCACUUCAGUACAGGCGAUAUUGAAUUACCUGGGAAUUGACUUCUCAGCGCCCAGUGUAACACCCAUUACUUGAGCUGCUAUAGAGGUUUGGUUAGGUCUCGGUUCGAUGUCACUCGUGGGCUGUGUGAGCUGUGUGUGGGCACGAGCAUCGGCUGGUGACAGAUGGUGUUCUGCUCGUGACCCUUGCUGCCAAAGUAAUGGGUUAGGCUGUUAUGGGACACCUACCAGAUCCGUAUGUGCUUAUUCCACUGAUAACCAGAACUCAUGAGUGUAAGAUUAGCGAGGCACGAUAGACUUUAUCAGGCGGGGAGUAAAUUGAAAAUCAGACGUACGUUCGAGGUGAUUAGACGAGCAGUCAGCAAAUGACGCCAAUGUUUGGAGGUCGGGUUAAAGGCAAGCGGCCGCAAAGAUUGAUAAACAAUGGACGACGAACAAUGACAAAGAACGACGAGAACCGACGAAUAGGCAUGCAGAAACGGAGGCAGGAUGACAUGGAUAAACUCUGGUUACUAAUAAACUCAUAUUGACCCAACUGUGAAAAACUCGGCGCCUCGGUGGGAUUCGAACCCACGCAGUAAGGGGAAGGCUUUAGCGCAGCCAACGCUCUAACCACCUGAGCUACGAGGCCCCGCCGGACGACGCGAGUUUAAUAAACUGUUAGUAGCAAUAUAAUGACAACAAACAUAUCUCCGUGUCUUCGCCUGAUUCGAAUUCGAUAACUCGUAAGUGUGCGCUAACAAGUUCCGUAAUCGAUCUCCCUGUUAAUAUUCUUAGAUUUGCUCGACUCAGUGUCAGUUUAUUCGCCAGAAUAGACGCACCCGAGGUCAACCGCUGUGUCAGGUGAUAGUCGUAAUAAUACGGAUAUUCUUUAUGGUUCUAUAGCAAAAAACUAUGAUAUUAGCGGGGCACGAUAGAGUUAAUAAGGCGGGGAAUAAAUUGAAAAGCGGACGUACUUUCGAGGUUAUUAGACGAGCAGUCAGCGAAUGACACCAAAGUGUGGUGGUCGGUUUAAAAGCCAGCGGAGACAAAGAGUAAUAGGCAAUGCACAAAGAACAAUGAGCAAAUAAUGACGCGAACCGACGAAUAGGGGUACAGAGACAAAGACAGGAUGGUAUGAGUAAAGCCUGGUUAUUAGUAAGCAGUUAGUAGCAAAAUCAUAACAACAGCCAGAUCUCCAUGUCUCCGCGUGAUUCGAAUUCCAUCCUACUCAAGGAAUGCCAGAGUGAGGCUGACUUAAAAUUUCGCAUAAUCUAUUCGCUCAUGGUAGAGAUUUGACAGAACAAGCGCGAUUGACGUGAAUAAAAGUUUUUGUGCCUUUAGAUUCUUCUUCGAAUUGUACCUCCAUGGUCUGAUAUACAAUUCCGUUAUUCAGCGUUGAUAUGACGCUAUCCUUGAUUUUGCCCUUCAUUCCUAGAGCAGACACGAGACUGCCAUGUAUAGGCGUUGAUUCGGAACCGUUAUCAAAACUUGCAAAAGUUCAUGCCCUAUGUCGUUCGUACCGUAUGUUCACGGCUACUAUCCUACCAACAAGACUUCAUUGACGAGGGACCAACCAAAGACAAAGACCUGUCUGCAAACAAUCGUAUCGAGAUAGCUUUGCUUCGCUUUUGCGUCCCACGAUCAUGUAGGCGACUGCGCCGUAAACGGUUUCCGAGGCGUCACUAAAGACACGGAGCUGGAACUCAGCUUGGUUUCGCCCCUCUGGCUUGAUGCAUCGAGAUACGGAGAAGUGUUCGAGGUUAGGCAUUGCAUUUAACCACUUUCUCCACAUUGUCAACUCUUCGCCGGAUUUCUCUUCGUCCCAAUCUACUUUGUGUUUACAUAACUCUCGCAGAACCUUCUUUGCGGGUAUUGUCACUGGGGUAAUGCAACCCAUCGGAUGAAAGUAAGACGAAACAUGUGGAAGUAUGUUCCUCCUAGUGGACGGUUUGGUCAUGGGACGCAAAUAAAAGCGAAAUUCAUCGCCCUCAAGGUCCCAACCCACGCCGAGAGCUAGAUGGAUUGCGUAAUCCCGAUGAUCCAGCUCUAUGGGUGUGGUGGCCUAUACCGAUUCGGGUAUACACGUAAUUAAAGCGACACUGUCGCUCUUCCAUUUGUUCAGGUUGAAGCCUCCUUCGCUUAACAUUGACUUUAGCUGCAUUGAAAACCGGAGUGCCUCGUUCUCACCUCGCACACUGACCAAGCAAUCGUCUACAUAGAAGCAUCGUUCCGCCUUCUCCAUAACAUCCUUAUCGUAACUUUCGCACUAUCGGUGACGGCUCGACUAAUCACGAAGGUAGCACAACUUGGAGAAGAGGUAACCCCAAACAAAUGUACCGUCAUUCGCUAUUCUUUCGGUGGUUGCGAUAAGUCGUCAUUCGUCCACGAGAGAAAUCUUAAAACGUCACGGUCUUUCUCAGGCACCCGCACUUGAUGGAACAUCGAUUCAAUGUCGGUCACAAUGGCGAUUUUCUCCUGUCUAAAUCUCAAAAGUAACCCGAUUAGCGAGUUGGUUAUAUCAGGUCCGGAGAGUAGUUGAUCGUUAAGGGAGCACGUUCAGAUGAAAGCCAAACGCCGGCUGAAUCCUUGUAGCCCGAGGAAAUGAGUACGGUGACAUACUGUCGAAAAUAGCAUUUCUGAGGGCAAUAACCAAAUAUGGACGUCUGUCUGAAGAAGGUAACUAACAACUGUGCAAGUAUAGAUCUCGGGGUUGGGGCUACAUUUCGUUCUUGCCCUGGGACUACGCACCCACGAAAAUGCUGUCAGAAUUCCUCGUUUGGGGUGGCCGUCGGCUACAGCGUCCUGCUGUUGCAGUGUCCAGAAAAGAAGUGCUGACCAUGGCCUGGGUUUUUCAGGUGUGAUGAAGUUUUGAUAAUCAGGCGCAGUGAAUGGUGCCCAAGGGCGACAUCUAAAAGCCAUGUCAGCCAACUGCAGCGGGGGGGGGCGGCUUUCCCUGGUACUGCCUUAGCCUCAGCUUUACUAACCACUUCGACGGUGCGAUUAUUUCCGAUUCAUAUUUGACUGGUUAGGUGAAGUAGGUUUCUGCCACGAAAAAGGCCCACAUUUACUGGGAAUGUAGCACCCGCUUUACGUGCAGUCAGUGAAGUUUAAAUACUGAAUUCGUAUCUUAGUUCAGAAAAGAAGCUAUUCUAAGCUAACUGACUGGUGUUCAGGAGAUUUUUGUCAUUCAGACCUUUUACUUAUAUAGUUCAGGUAAGAAGGGUACCUAUUCGACCCUGUCCUCGUCGUCGUACAAAUGUACCGGUUUACUCCACAUCUAUAGGUUGUCUUAGAAUUAUUCACAAUGAUCGAUUAGGUCAUUUUCGAAGGCGUUAAUCUUAAAGAGCAUUGCCGAAAAAUUGUUCUGAGGGGCAUCCGGGAAUUCGCAACUAGAGGGGGAGUGUACUAGAGCCCACUAAACUGUGAUCUGCAUGACGUCUGCACCCCGGUACCUGCCCCUAACCGGCUGACUAGUUCAGUCGAGGGUGUCUGAUGUGUAACUCCGGUAAUCUCUUUAUUUAUCCUUUUACUCCUCCUAAAAAGAAGAAGCGACAAACAGUCCCAGAGGCGGUUCAGCAUAAUUCUGGUCGUCUUAGCAAAAUUUUGGGCUCACUGUGGAAUUUGACAGCCGCCUGUGGAGCAUUGCUUCCCCCUUACGGAAGAAGUGGCUAGAAAAUGUGUCCCAGUCAGUCAAACCGUCUGCAAAUCAACCACAAGCAUAAUUUUCAUGGAGCUCCAACUGCAAGAAUAAUCUUAAAAAAUGACUAUUCUCUACACUGUCAUCGAUCUAGCAAAUGGCCUUGGACACCGCGAACCGUGAUGGAAUGCGAAUGUCCGGAAACACUCACUUAAAUGGAGACACUGUCAUAAAUCAGCAAUUGCGCCCAAUUGCAUCAGCAUUCGGCCAAAUGGCUCGGGCAGGUCGCCGGCGUAUGGAAGAGGGAAGCAGAGAGCCAAGUUAAUCUAGUGCUUAGGCGGCCUGCCAUGGAUAGUCACCCGUCAUUUAAUAACAUCAUACGGCACUAAUAGUCAGUGGUAGGAAACUGCUGAUGCUUAGGACUUGGGGUUGGGCCUCAGUGUCCCUUCCUUGACGAGGUGCGAGACCCCCCAACGAGGCCUGGCAAGACAAUGCCUUCUGAGACACGCGUAGCCUGACUGUUUGGCUGUCAGUCGCAACUCCUGUCAUAUGUAAUCGCCUCCGUAACACGGCGGGUGUGGGAAUGGAGAGUAAGUAGACGCGACGCAAGUCUGUUUCACUAUAAACAAAUUCACGCGCAAUUCCCUGCUUGGCUCACUUCAUGGAGUAGUUUUGUAUCCCGUAGCUUGCCACCGUCCAUAAUUGAUCGCAUGGCAUUUUUACGAGCAACGGAUGGGAUAGAAAUCAGACGAAUAAACCACAAAAUCUGACCUCGCCGACCUCAAUUUUCGUCCUUUGGCCAGUUGACAAAAUCAUAUCUCGGGAAACAGAGGAGCCUGGAGUGAGCAUUUGCAAGCAUUGAGGUACUUUUUAAAAUGCUACUUCCCAACUUCUGCUGACGAAUACGGAGAAAUGGGAUAUUUCCUUUGUGCGUUUUGAUUUUGGAGGGGACGUCUCAACCCUAGUCUACGAAACUUAGCGACAAAUGCCGUCCAAAUUCUCUACGAUUUUCCAAUGCCCUGUGAAAAUCGCUGAUGGCUGUCGACUUAAUUUUGCCAGCUUUCUAGGCUGGAAGUCGGUAUCAGUUGCAACAGUCACCGCAGAUGUUUUGAAGACUUUCGACCUGUUUUCUAACUUAAGGUUAAAUUGCCGCCACCUCAGGUGUGCUUGGCAGUGUCUGAUUUAGUAAUGUAGUCUAGAAGAGGCUACCCUUUAUUGGAAGUAGUUCAUCUGAACAUGGUAUCUCCCCAAAAGGUUGGCUUGUGCUAGAAGUGUAAGGACUUUUGGCUUAAGCAUUGUCAUGAUGGCACUAAACCAUAACCGUUUGGUAACUUCCUAGCAGUCCGCGCUCUGGGGAACAUAACUCCUUUUUGUUUAUAAAAUACCAAGGUGCCUGCUUGUGGGUGUGCCGUAAGUGAUCUGCGUAUGACUGUGCCGUGCGUUUUUUAGAUAAUUGGUUUAACAAAUGGCCGUCAUGGUCCCUUUUUAAUUAACUUAUCCCCCUUGCCUCCGGGGACAAAACAGAGGCGGGUAUCUCACAAACGGCCCAUUCUGUGCACUGUCUUUGGAACAGUUUCCCCUUGAAUUUAGCAUCUUGUCGUGUUUGUCCAUCUUUAUAAUGCAUUCCCCUCACCGCCAGCUCCACCUACGCGAGGGUCAAGGUUCGCUGUACCGACAGGAACACGCUGACUCCGUCUUCCUUUGUGCGCCGGCCUCCACAUGUGGCGCCCUUCUCGAGAAGAGCGCACUUCUGCCGACGCAGAGUGAGGCCGCCGCACUCCUCCGUCCGUCCACUCUACCAUCCGCCAGCAUCGCAGUGGUGGCCCUCGAAUUCGACGGCGACCUCGGGCAGUCAUCUGAGAAGCCCUACCAACGUGCUUUCGGUCAUCUAGUGCCGCGCACAGAGUCCGGCCAAGUGCUGGGCAUCGUCUAUGACAGCUCUGUGUUCCCUCACCUUGACGGUCCUGGUGGCGACCGUCGCACGCGUUUUACGGUGAUGUUGCAGCCGCGCCCCGAUUGGCUCACCGCCCACACCGCAGCGGCGCCCUUCAACCUGGCAGAGCCUAUCCGGGAGGAGCUGCUUGGGUUGGCUCUUGAAGCCGUGCGAACGCAUCUGGGCCUGAAGGUUUCGCGACCAGAGAGGAGUAUGGUGGGAAUUUGGAUGCACAGCAUUCCCAACUACCCUGUGGGUCAUGUACAAAAUGUGCGCCGUGUUAGGCGGGCCAUCGAAGAGACCAUAAAUGCCCGUGGUUGUGGAGGACGCCGCUCACUGCACCUUGUGGGCGCCUCUUUUGACGGUCUUGGUGUGGGUGAUUGCGUUGCAAGCGCUGCCAAGGCUGUUCUCAAAGUAUCAUGCUCCACCAGCCAAGACAAUGCCCUCUGA
Messenger RNA from Spirometra erinaceieuropaei, 22986 nucleotides. Lineage: Eukaryota; Metazoa; Platyhelminthes; Cestoda; Diphyllobothriidea; Diphyllobothriidae. The record is from the annotation of a GenBank genome assembly.